Messenger RNA from Nicotiana tabacum (common tobacco), 1522 nucleotides. NCBI's taxonomy places the organism in Eukaryota, Viridiplantae, Streptophyta, Magnoliopsida, Solanales, Solanaceae. The record is from RefSeq and is a predicted model, not a curated record.
GCAAGCCUCUUUGUGGUUUAAGGUCGCAAAUGAAUUAAGUUCCCAUGCUUUAGAAGAGCAAAGCAUGAAGAUAAUAGAAUCAAGUUACGACCAUCUGGAAGAUCACUUAAAGGCUUGUCUUCUUUACAUGGGAUUGUUUCCAGAAGACUACAAUUUUCCAGUUUCUAUUUUACUUAAGUUGUGGAUAGCUGAAAAUUUUGUACAGAAUUCGGAUACAGAUAACUUGGAGGAAGCAUCUAAAAAUUUCUUGAAUGAUCUAGCGAACAAAAGCCUUGUAAUGGUUUCUAAAAGGAGAGAUAAUGGUGAGAUAAAGUACUGCACUCUUCAUGAUGUAGUGCGUGAGUUUUGCUGGAGAAAACUUGCAAAAGAAAAGUUUAUGCAGCUCAUAAUCCCAUAUAAUCCAGACCAAUCUUUAGGUGCAACGGAACCUCGGUUAUGCAUGUAUGUUCAUAACGAUCUGGUCAAGCAGUUGGUGGAGCAUGAAUAUUCAUUGGAUAAAAUUCCAAUGUUGGCGGAGUUGAGUGAAGUAGGAUCAUUUGCUCAAUGUCAUGGUAGGUCUCUUGAGUUCAUUGCUCAUCCAAAACUCUAUAAAUGGGACCUGAGUUUGACAAAUCAUGUCCUUUUACUUGAUUGCAUUAGACUUAUUCGGGUGUUGGAUUUGUUGAAUGUCUACUUGGAGGGACGUUUUUGGGCUAGGGCAAUGCAAGCAGUAACUCACUUGAGGUAUCUUGCAAUUCAUACCCAAGAAUUUUGUUUCCCGUGGGUAUCACACCUACUCGAUCUACAAACUUUGCGGGUGGGGUGGCAACCUAUUUCAUUAAACAGUAGGAUAUCCCCUGCUGCUAUUUGGAAAAUGCAGAAGCUAAGGCAUGUGGAUAUCAAGGAAAUUAAAUUCGCAUGGGAAGACNAUGCGCAAGAGAUACCUCAUCGUGUUAGACGAUAUAUGGGAAAUGGAAGCAGAGUAGUGGUAACAACUCGAGAUGAACAAGUGGUUAGGCAGCUUAAGCUCCACAGUGAUCCAUAUUUUCUUCGAUUUCUCAGUNAUCUAAAGGAUUUGUCCAUUCAUAGCAUUAUCCUAACAGAAAAAGUUGUUUCAAAUAUUGCAAGACUGCGAAAUCUUGAGAGACUCAAACUACGUCGAAUACUCUUCAAGGAUAAAGAUAUCAGAUGUUGGGAUGUGGGUGAUUACAAGUUCCCAGCACUCAAAUAUUUGAACUUAAGGGGUGUUCAUAUGACCGAAUGGCGCUCCUCAGAGGCAUCCUUUCCCGUGCUUGAGAAACUGGUUAUACGUCGUUGUGAGAAGCUUCAAGAGAUCCCGUCUAGCUUCGCGGAUAUCCAAACACUGAAGUUGAUCAGAUUGAGGGGCUGCAUGAAGUCAGUUGAGGAUUCAGCUCUCAACAUUAAAAAAGAAGUAGAAGAUAUCACAGGAUGUGACUCUCUCCAAGUUCAAGUUGAUUUUAAAAAUAUGCCUCUUGGAAGAAAAGAUCAUUAUUUACGAAUAUUUAAAAAUUCUGUUUUCUAA